Molecule: messenger RNA, 4226 nt
Organism: Amoebophrya sp. A120
Lineage: Eukaryota; Dinophyceae; Syndiniales; Amoebophryaceae
Source: the annotation of a GenBank genome assembly
GCGUCACAAAAUAAACGCAAGACGCGCGACUUUAAGCAGAUUCUAAUGUAUCGAUGUUGAUGCUCGCGCCCCCGUAUCAACUAUCAGUAAUACUAGUCCCGAGCACACUUCUAACAGUUGUCCUUCUAUGAGCGACCCCACCUAGAGCAGCCCCCAGGAGCCCGACACUAGCCACCCGCACUACAACUUCUCAAGAACCCAGUUUAAUAAAACGCAAGAAGCUACCAUCAUGAAGCCUCCUCUCCACCCAUCUCAAUCCAUGUCUUCGCUGGUUUCUUCUGCCGUGGCGCCCGAGCAGGACGUAAAAGACGCCGCCACCCCAAACCGCUUGAAACACCUCGACUGGGACGCCAUCAAGCCUCUGCCCCCGGCCAACGGGGUGCCCCCGAAGGAGUGGGCAAGCUUCUUGGAAGAAGUGGGGAAGGAGCAAAAGAAACUUUUGCAGGAAAAAGAACAACAAGGUGCCCAAGUAGCAGCUUUGCAGUCCGACACAGUGUCGACUCUCACGUCCUACCAAGACAGCAUAGACGACCUGUAUGACACGAUCGACUUUUCGCAGCGGCCGUUUCUAGUGAACCCGAAGAACCCGGACGAGAAGUAUGCCACCCCGGUGGAAGUUGUUUUUCGCGUAUAUCAAAUGCAAGUAUAUUUCCGUCUGGUGGAAACUUGUGCUGCUGAUGCUUGCAUUACGAACGGGCCGCUCUUACGGCGUAACAGCAUGAGAAGUUUUCCUCAGCGUUCCUUGUGGAUUUUAGUCAUGUUUAGCAUGACAAGCUACCAUAUGCAGCACGACAAAAGAAUUGAACAUCGGCAUUCUUGCAUCACAGAUCUUGUUGCGCUUCGCAUUUUGCAUCACAAAUCCAGACCCAGCCAUAUUUGCAGUGCAUAGCGUGAAGGAGUGGUCGAUUUCGAAGUCGAACGACCACGAGUUCUGCAAACUGGAGGGCUUUCUGGAGAUGCACUGGUACGACUACCGCUUGGACAACUUAUGCACUGCAAAAGUAUCGUACUCGUAUUGCAAUUAGGCAUUACAAAUCUUUUUCUUAAGGUGCAUCAGCAUUACAAAUUUUAUUUCUCAUGCUGAGGAAAUUUGUAAUGCAUUUAUACGAGUGCGAUAGUUUUGCAGUGCAUACAACUUCCCGAAAAACAAAAAAAUCCCGGAAAACACGUGGCGGCCGGAGAUUUGUGCACUAUGAACUGCAAAAUUAUCGUACUAGUAGUAAUUGCAAUGCAAAUUCGCUCAGCGUGACAAAUGGAAUUGGUCAUGCUGAUUUGCCUUGGGAACGAGAUUUGUCUUGCAUGACUGCAAUUACUACGAGUGCGAUACUUUUUCACAGGAUAUGCAAGCUACGGCUGCAACAUGGACAAGGCGGAGAAUUAUGAGGAGGUGCCCCGGUUCUACUACAACACGAAGCGAGAUGGCAAGGUUCGGAUCGAUUGCAGGUUUUUCUUUUCCGGUGACGGGGUAAACCUCGGCGCGGAUUUGGACCGCUUGCGCUCCUUUCCGUUCGACUCGGUGCGGAUCGACGUGUCUAUUUUUCUGUCCGGUUCCCGACGUGGGGAACUUCCCGGAGACCUCCAGGUCUCGUUUCAGCGGCCCAACAUGCCGACGAAGUUGGUCGACAAUUUUUCGGGAAAAUUUCAGCAAUUUCAGUGGAACACGGUGAAGCACUCGGGCGACUACGAGCUCUUCCGGGUCUCCUACGGGGAGGGGUUUCUCUCCCGGAACUGGCAAGCCGAGGAGCCGGUGGUCAAACCCGCGUUGAUGUUCUCCGUGCACUUGAAGCGGACCCCGGGAUUUUACUUGCAGAAGGGGAUACUGCCACUCUACCUCUGCGCGUUUUUCAGCCUGGUCACCUUCCUGUCGGAACCGAUCGACGUGGUGGGACGGUUGCAGAUGCUGUUUGCGCUGUUCCUGACCGCGUUUGCGAUCCAGUGGGUGACGCUGGAAAGGUUGCCAAGACUUCCCUUCAACACGGUGCUCGAUGACGUCGUGUCGCACGUGGUGGUAUCCCUCAUGAUCGCUGCCACGGGGCAGGGCUUUUCCUACCGGAUCGCGCGGUAUCAAGUGCAAAUAUGUCUGAGUCCUCUGGAAAAGUGCAACGUUUGUCAUACACGUUUGGCAUGACGCGUGAGGUCUGUGAUGCAUGCCGUAGCAUCACAGAUUCUGAUGUGAGAUCUUUACCAUGCCUUUUCCCCAUCAGAAACUGCCUCUCGGCCUUCUCAAAAGUGCACAGCUUUAUUGAUAAUCAUGCAACACAGAUUUUUGUAUGAUUCAGAUGUAGCAUGACAAGUUGUACUCUUCCAGACAUCCAGGGAUAUUUGCAAUGCAUACGCGGGAAGCGGCGCAGGAGGAGACUACUCUGGUGGACGCUAUGACCCUUGUCUAUCCUGAGGAAAAUAAACGUCCUCCCUACCCCAGCCUCAAUGAUUGGGAACUUAGCAACACAAAUGCCCAAGUUUUGGGACUCACGCAUGACAAGUUUCUCUCCCUCUCUAUUGGAAGUGUAGCUUAGCAAGUGCGGCUGCAUGACAAAGCCGCUCUCUUAUGCUGUUUACAGCAGUACAAAUGCGAAAGCACGACUAGAGCUGCUUUUUGUGGAGAUGCGCAUUACAAAUGGUCCUGUAAUUGCAAAUCCGCAUCACAGGAUGGGGACGUUUUUGCUCAGGAUUUUGUCGACACGCGGAUGAAGAAUUUUGAUUUCCAAAUUGCCACCAUCAUCGACCUAUGCACUGCAAAAGCAUCGUACUCGUACUAAUUCCAGACGUGCAUGACAAACCGUCUUCCUUAGCUAAAACAGCAUUACAAAUUUCAUCUGUCAUGCUAAGGAAAUUUGUAAUGCCAUUUAUAUGUAGUGAGGUCACCGAACGGUUCUAACCGGGGAGUUUUUUUGCCAUCUCCCCUGAAAAACGACCGGCAGUUUUCAAGCGGCCGGAAGUGUUUUUGAGGAUAAAAGGUUUUCACUUAUCAAGCGGGCGGGGCUUUGAUAUCAAACAAGCCCGAGCGGAUUCUAUCGAUUCGCACUUGAUAAAACGACGCAAAGGAGCCGCCAAAAGGGGCGCCCUUCUGAGGCGCCCACCCCCUUGGUUUCUGGCGAUUUGGGGCGCCCAAAAAGGGGCGCGCAAAAAACGCGCCCAAAAUCAGAACAGCGAAACAGCAUGGCACGGCCGCGAUUUCGGAGCAUUUUGGGCGGGCGCGAAAGCGGCCGCCUUUUCGCCGGUUUCAGAGCCUGGGAAGCUUUGCAAAAAGUAGCGCCGGCGUGAAAAAUAAAAACGCGAAAAAGAAAAAGCGGCCCGCGCGCGCAAAGCCAAUCCGCAUGCUAUGGGCCCGAUUUUUCUUCGCUUUUUGGGCGCCCCCCGUGGCACCCGGAUCGGCCCCAUAGCAUGGGGGCUGGCUUUCGGUAAGGAAUUUCGGGAAUUUGCCAAAAUUUGCGACGUUUCCCAAGUGGCCGCCAUACCGUGCGGCAUAACGUUACUCGCGGUGGUAUGGCGAGCCCAUAAAAAGCAAAGCCGCGGCCAAGGCUGCGGUCGGCAAAAAAACGCCCACGACCUCACUACCCCCGCCCCGGCGGCUAUAUUUGGUACUAGAACUUGUGCGAUGCUUUUGCAUUUCAUACGACCUAACGACGGCGUUCGUGAUUGUCUUCUACCUGAUCGUGUACAGCUACCUCAAGCGGUUCCGCACGGCGUGGCGCCAGGGGAAGAACCUCGCCGUAUCGGCGAAAAAUUUAGUGAAGGGGGCCCUGCGGCCGUGGGUGAACGGAAAGGAGUACCGGAACAAGGCCGUCAGGCCGUGCGAGGGGAAUUGUUGGCGAGUAGAUUUAACCCAGGAAUUCACAGAUAGUGGAAGCUUUCUCGGGAUGGGGGUGCUCACUGAGGCGGAGGAAUUUUAGAAUAAUUAUUCGAGGAACAAAGAAAGGUCGGCUGCGGAACGCGACCGACGACGAGUCGGCCGCUGUGUCUGAUCCAAAUGAAAAAAGAAGGUUUCUUGCUGUCAAAAAACUGUGCUCGGUCGGGGGCGGAGGCUUGCAAAGCAGGGAGGUCUUGACUUUGAUUCCCUUAGUGCACUGUAUGAUUGUUUCCUCACGUAGUGGCCAAAACGGUUUCUUUCUAAUCAAAAAAAAUGCAAGAUGUCAUCUGAGACGAUUUCAUCUUUUUGAUAACGACGAUUGGCGAUCAUGUGCAGCAAGGGAUGAUUCUUCCUUGCUCUGCAACUCAAGUGCUGC